AUGGGAAAACGGUAUCCACCAGAGCCAUCUAGUCCUCAAAAUGCCUGUCGAGAUAAAGAAAAUGUGGAGCCUUCUUCUCGCACCAGUUCCCUUCGCAGGAUAUCAAAAUCAGGUUCUCAGUCUGUUCACAUCCCAAGGUUCUAUUACCCUCAAGGGCGUCCAAAGUCAUCUGGGGAAGUUGAAACUUUACUUCAGAAGAUUGCCUCCACUUUCUCAGGAUUUCAUGAUGGAAAAGUGGGUCCAGAACAGUUUGGAGUCAUUACAAAAGCUAGCAGCCUACCUCUUUAUUGGAAACUACCACUGUUUCUAGCUGCAGGUGGAGAGAGUAAAGGUGUUGUCAGCUGUGAUAUGUUCUUAGAUUUUUGGAAAAGAGUGAUAACGUCUUGCCAUGAUGAAUCCUCACAGUUUGUACGGGUUAUAACACAAGGGAAGAGGAAGUACCUCUUACCUGAUGACUUUGUUCCUUUAAUCCAGGAUGUUAUUGACACACAUCCUGGCUUGACUUUUUUGAAAGAAGCUGCAGAAUUCCACUCAAGAUAUGUUCACACAGUGAUAGCAAGAAUAUACUACAAUGUAAAUAGGUCUUGGAGUGGGCAGAUUACUAUCCCAGAACUCAGGAAAAGCAACUUCCUUCAAAUAUUAGCAUUAUUAGAAGAAGAAGAAGAUAUCAAUCAAAUCACAGAAUAUUUUUCGUAUGAACAUUUUUAUGUCAUAUAUUGUAAAUUCUGGGAGCUGGAUAAAGAUCAUGACUUGUUCAUAGACAAACAUGAUCUUAGUAGACAUAAUGAUGGUGCUAUAUCCCUUAGGAUGAUUGAGAGAUUAUUUUCAGGGGCAGUAACUCGUGGGCCAAUCCAGAAGGAUGGGAAGAUGAGUUACACAGAGUUUGUGUGGUUCUUAAUCUCAGAGGAAGACAAGCGGCAUCCUAGAAGUAUAGAGUAUUGGUUUCGGUGUAUGGAUCUGGAUGGUGAUGGGUUCCUCUCAAUGUAUGAACUGGAGUAUUUUUAUGAGGAGCAACUUACACGAAUGGAAGCUCUAGGCAUUGAAACACUUCCCUUUAAAGACUGUCUUUGUCAGAUGUUAGACAUGAUUAGGCCCAAGUACAAUGGCAAGAUAUCUCUGUCUGAUCUGAAGAAUUGCAAGAUGACACCUAUUUUCUUUGAUACCUUCUUUAACUUAGAAAAAUAUCUUGACCAUGAACAGCGAGAUCCUUUUGCUGCUCAGCGAGAUCACGAACUGGAAGGAGUGGAACUUUCAGAUUGGGAUCGUUAUGCAGCAGAAGAGUAUGAACUUUUAGUUGCUGAAGAAGGAGCCAAUGAUCAUCCAGAAGAUUUAAUGUAUGAAGACUAUGAGCGUGAAGAUGACGAGUUGUCCACGGGCUUGGAAAAGUUAAGUGUUCCUGGAGUUCUACAUCCCAGAACAUUACAUGUUGGGUCAGAUAUGGAUGAUGAUGAGUAUGACUAUGCUGAUUCUGAUGCAGACUAUCAUUACUGAGAAUGAUUUCAUAUAAAUAAAAGCUAGAAUAUUAAAUGUUUGUAGUCAGUUGACAUAGUCUCACUGAUUAAUGUAUACACAUAUAUGUGAGGAACAAUUAGGCCUAUCCAAAUGUGAAGCGGUCUAGGUAAAUCAGUAUUUCAAUUUGUGCCAUGUUGUUACUAGGUUCUGUUAUCUACAAUGAAAGAUGAAGAUGGAUAAGAAGCAUUCUUUGUAAUACACAAUUGUUUUCCACUAAGAAGUUGUGCAAGUUUAAGUCACUUUGUGCUUUUAAGUUGAGAUUUGCGUUUAUGGUGUGCUUAACUUAUUUUUUCCAAAAAGCAAGGAGAUAGUGGUUUGGUACAUAUAGUUUUUUGUUGUCUGUGAUCUAGUCCAAUGUCAGUGAUUCUUUUGCCAAGUUUUGUCAGGGUGGCCACAAGCCUGAAAAGGCAGGGAAAAUUAUGGGGACCCCCUUUCUCCUUUUCUUUUUGCUUAAACUGAGAUCCUGUGUGUGUGCUUUUUAUCUAUGCCAAUUAUUGGCAUAUUUUAAUAUAAUCCUAGUCAUUCACUCUAUUGUUUUAUGUAGUGGUAAUUAUCUAAUUAAUUGUACUUGAUGAUAAGUCAGAUCAAAUGUUCUUUUUAUAAACAAAACUGCAUCUCUCUAUUAUCUACCAUUUAAUUGCAUUGUCCUUGUUUGAAGAUUUUUUCUGCUGUGAAGUGUUUCUGACAUUUUAUUAUCCUUGGUAACCAGGUUACAAGUCAAAGUGGUGUUAAAAAGUUGAAAUCCUGUACAUACUCUUCUGUGGGUUGAAUUUUAUAUAAAAAGUUGGGGAAAACAGAUUUUGGAAUGUGGCCACCCUGUCAGUCUGACCUGUUGGUUCAAAGAUAAUCUUGUAGAUUUUAUAAAUAAGAUCCUAAGUUUUGAAAAAUAACUAUUACACAAGUCUAAUUCAAUGCAGCUGUUUAAUAUAAGUUUUGUAAACUGGUCUUCUUACAUAAUCAUUUUAAUUAAGGCUGUUAUAAAGUUAUGCAUUAAUAUUUUUCAACGUCUAGGAGCUUAGAAAGAUUGUCCUUGUUCUAAAGAAAAUACAUAUUUUGCUUACAGCAUAAAUUGUGUGUUACAACAUUGUUUGCUGUAAUUUCUUUCAUUUUGUCAGUACUGAGAGAGAUCACAAACAGUUAAACUUACUAAGUUCAUAGUAAAGCAUACGUUUAAUAUAGUGUAGCAUUGUUCUAUAAUGAAACACAUUUCCUUUGAAUUUAGAAAAUUAAGAAGCCAAACUUUCAACCAGAUUGUGCAUGAUUUCAUAAGGAUUGAUUAAAGAAGACUAAAAAAUUCCCAGGCAGAUAUGAAGUCAAUAAUUUUAACUGAAGAUGCAAUACAUACCUGUUUAGUGAAAAAUUAUAUUUUCAGCGAGUAUGAAGAAAAGCCUGAAUUUCUGGAUUAAAUAUUUAUGAAAGGACAGUUUUUGAUUAAAAGUUUCUUUAAAUAUUUAUUGAUUGGAGAAAAAUUAUUUUUAGAAAUUUGGAGAAAAUAUCAGGAAGUUAAUACAUACGUAUUAGUAUAUAUAUAUAUAUAUGUACAUAAAGUAACAAGACACUUCUAAAAGUUAACCUACCUUUGGAGAAUUUUCUUGUGUUUCUUUGGCUUUCUUGAAAAUGUUUGAAGUGAUCAAAUAUCAAUUUACCUUAGUGAAAUUUCAUUUAAAAAUUAAGGAUUUUCAGAUUAAAUUUAGAAAUAUUUAGUUUGUUUAAGAAUUGGUCCUCUUAUUUAAUACUUAAGCAUGCUUAUAUCAUAAUUCAGCUUCUUAGGAUGCUAUAUUUCAAUAUUUGUCUCUUUAAUAAGAAGUUUUAAGUGAUGUUUCCUUUACUGUUAUGUGGUAGUUGUAAACAAUAAACCUUGGAAUUACGUGUAAAAUAUUUUGAAUUAUAUGUGCACUUAAUGUUUCAGUUUUCAAUUAUAUGUGCACUUAAUGUUUCAGUUUUCAAAGAUGUUCUGCAGCUAUUACAAAAAAGAUUUUGAAAGCAUCUGAAUAAUUGAUGUAAUGUAUAUGAGAAAAUUAUAACUAUUUUGAUGAUUUUAACAGAUAAGUAGACUAUGUAUUUUUUGUCUAGCAAACUUACAUGAAAACAUGUUGCAAAUAUGUCUGUUGCCAAUUUCUUCUCAAUUAUUUCUUUAGUCUACUUGUACAUGUAGGCUGGAAAAAUAGAAAACACAUUGUAAAGUGUAAAGUUACCCAUUCUAAAGUUUUCUUUCCUACCUUGGAAGCUUGAGAAAUUUUUUAAAUACCAGGCUGUUUUGUGAUUCAGUUCCUGUGAUGAUAGGUAUAAUGUAUCUUGUUUCCUUGGAGAUUUUUCAAAAGGAAAUGUUUGAUGUCUGCUUACAGCCUGGAGCUAUGAGUGUUUUUUUAGCUACAUGACUUCAUUUUUGUACAAGUUAACUCAUUACCCAAAUGUUUUCUUUAUGGCAUUGUUUGAUAUAAAUCAUUAUCUUACAAAUGUCUUUAUGUUUUGGUACAUAAACAAAAAUGUUCAAAUGUUGAUGUCAGAAAAUCACUUCUCAUGCAAUAUGUAAUGCAUACAGGUGACUGAAAGACAUUUAUAACACACAUAUGUUUUGUGAAUUUCAUGUUUUAUGUCAGUGGUGAUUGUCCUAACAGUUGCUGGAGGAAUACUAGCAUUUCAGCUUUCUGAAGCUUGUUUCACUCCUGUGACAAUUUCUAUGCCUGGAAAAAAACAACAAGAAAAACAUAAUUGAGUACAAGUUUCUAUAAUCUAACAUUGUCAAUUCAAUUUAAGCAUCUCUUCAGCAUGGAUUUUUUUUCAAAAUUAUGAAUUUCAAACUUUUUGAUCAUAUGCAUUUCAGUACUUUAGUGAGUAUGUUCUGUCAGCAAUAAGAAAAAGACUGUUAUCUCAAUUUCUCCAAAAUAAUGGGCACUUCUAAUAGUUCUUUGGUGAGAACUGUCUACACUUUUAACUUUUUAUUGAGUUAAAGAGACCACCUUUUAACUUACUAUAUCUAUAAUGAACAAUGAACUUGCUUGUUGUAUUGUUACUACUACAGUUGAGAAGUUUAUUGAGUCCCCUUGAAUCUGUGAACUUAUCUUAUUGAUUCAUGCUGAUGUCGGGACUCGUUCUUCAUGCUAGUGCUACUAUUUUUCAAGGUUACUCCAACUUUCAGGUGAGGCAUGAACAUCAUCAAGGAGUUUGAUGAGGUAUGAACUUCUUUUCUACCUUAAUAGGGCCCUCAUCUUCAAAGGUGAUUUGUGAAAUACUUGAUCAUCUAUGUUAUUACCACCAGUUUUGAGGAGUUAAACUCUCUGGUGUCAUCUUUAAGGUAUUACUCUGUACUGAUCAGAAUUAUUCUGUCCGUGAUUAAACUCAUUGAAUUAGGUAUGAUUAUUAUUAUCAAUUAUAAAACUAUGGUCUUACUUUUUUAGACAAGAAUAAAGCCUUAGUGUGAGAAUUUCUCAUCUAGAAUUCUAGGAUCUUUUCUUACUUAUGUUUUGAACAAUCAUUUAAUAAAAUUUAUUCUUAAGAAUUAUGUACAGAUUGUCUAGUUAGCUGUAUGAAAUCUUUUUAUAGUUGUUAUUAUUCAAUCUUUUUUUAUCUUUAAACCAUUAAGUUGUUACUUUUUCGUGCAUAAUAUUGUAGUCACACUAUCUCAAAUUUGUGCUUUUAUUGUUU
Messenger RNA from Limulus polyphemus (Atlantic horseshoe crab), 5157 nucleotides. Its product is annotated as serine/threonine-protein phosphatase 2A regulatory subunit B'' subunit beta-like. Lineage: Eukaryota; Metazoa; Arthropoda; Merostomata; Xiphosura; Limulidae. The record is from RefSeq and is a predicted model, not a curated record. Gene Ontology annotation, cellular component: protein phosphatase type 2A complex. Gene Ontology annotation, molecular function: protein phosphatase regulator activity; calcium ion binding. Gene Ontology annotation, biological process: protein dephosphorylation. The transcript is spliced from 13 exons. The coding region runs from base 1 to 1491 and encodes 496 amino acids.